AUGCUAAGACUAGACAACAAAGUCGUCUUAAUCACCGGCCUCGGCCAAACCUCAAACGAAGGCUGGGGUAUCGGCGCUGCAAUAGCAUGCAAUCUCGCGAAACAAGGCGCACUCAUCUUCGGCGGCAACAGAUCAUUAGCAUCAGCACAGCUCAUAAAAUCUCUCAUCGAGGAUGCUGGCGGUAUAUGCGACGUCCAGGAGACAAAUGUCACCGAUUCGGUAUCGGUCAAAGCAUUGGUAGAUGCCUGCAUGCAACGUUAUGGUCGCAUCGGUAUCCUCAUCAACAACGUCGGUAAAUCCGAACCGGGUUGUCCAGCGACAAUGGUUGAGGCGGUCUGGGACUCUCAGGUCGAUCUGAAUUUGAAAAGCGUGUACUUGACUUGUCACCAUGUCCUACCCAUCAUGGAGAAGCAGACAACCGGUGACUCGGUCGUUAAUGUUUCCAGCAUCGCUGGAUUACGAUAUAUCGAAAAACCACAGGUCGCAUACUCUGCAACCAAGGCAGCCAUUAUGCAAUCCACAAAAGCUACUGCUGUUAUAUACGCUGGGAAGAAUUUGAGAUUGAAUACAAUUGUGCCGGGUUUGAUAUACACACCGUAUACACAGGAAAUGGCUAAACGAUAUGCACCCGGAGGAGAUGAGGGGGAGUAUAUGCGUAAAAGAGAUGGGCAAGUUCCUAUGGGCCGUAUGGGAGAUGCCUGGGAUGUGGCUAAUGCAGUCUUGUUUCUUGCUGCUGAUGAGUCCAAAUACAUUACCGGACAGGAGUUAGUAAUUGAUGGUGGGAUUACUUCAUCGACAGGAAGGGUAUAG
Molecule: messenger RNA, 810 nt
Organism: Talaromyces marneffei
Lineage: Eukaryota; Fungi; Ascomycota; Eurotiomycetes; Eurotiales; Trichocomaceae
Exons: 1
Coding region: 1-810 (269 amino acids)
Molecular function (GO): oxidoreductase activity, acting on the CH-OH group of donors, NAD or NADP as acceptor
Source: RefSeq, a predicted model, not a curated record